This is a messenger RNA of Odontomachus brunneus, 2529 nucleotides long. RefSeq lists its product as uncharacterized. The transcript is spliced from 7 exons. Lineage: Eukaryota; Metazoa; Arthropoda; Insecta; Hymenoptera; Formicidae. Bases 1187 to 2491 code for a protein of 434 amino acids. The record is from RefSeq and is a predicted model, not a curated record.
CCACUCUGUAAAAAAACACUCGCAAUAAGCAUUUGCAAAGUUCUUUGAUAUUUAUUAGCGCAUUAUCGCGGCAUAAGGUCGUUUGAUAUAUUAAAAUUAUUUCACGUUGCAAGUAUUUUCCCCGUCUUUGUCUCUCUUUGCCAUUGUUUCAUUUUUUUUUCUCUUUUUGUUUCUUGUAUUCUAACAGAAUACAAUUCUAACAUUUCUAACAAUUCUAACAUCUCUAGGAAAACUGAUGACAUGCUAUAUAUACCUUAAUAAUUACUGUUGUAUUUUCUUAUUGCGGGAAAGGAAACAAUUACGUAACGUAAUGCAUAGUAUGUUUCAAGUUGUUAAAAUACGCGUAUGCAUACUGAAAAAUUUUACGUCAAUGCGUCAGCAAUUUAAACCCCGAAGUAAAACGGAAUCAUAACGCAAAGUAAAAUAUUUAACAUAUUAACAUAUUAAAUACGUUGAAUUACUGUGCGAGUUUUCUAAUUGCCUCAAUUUUUCAUUGCAGAUUUUUUAUUUUCAUAAAUUAUACGUUGUGCUUGUAUUUCCAAACAAUUCCUAAUUUUAAUUGUCACAAAGGCUCAUGCGGCAAUAUAUGAUAAACGUGUUUUCGUGAGAAACGAAACUACAAGAGCGAGGAUAACAUAAAAGAAUUUUUUCCUGUUAUGAAUGCGAAAUGUUCGGUACUACAGUGUAUGAAAAGAAUUCCUGUGGUUUGAAGGCAAUGUAUUGUAUAUAUCUCAGGACUUGUAUCGUGCAAAUUUAUCGCGAAGCGUGCAGCUGAAAAAAUUAUGAGCUUGGCAAUAAGCUUGGUGUUCGUGAAAUGAAAUAUGGACUCGAUAAUGACUCAAUGUUGCGCGUGUAAUAACAUCAAGGUUUAGAUUUCAAUUGCGAGAACAUUAGAUGUGUAUUUUACGAGCGAGUCUGCCUCGGAAAAUUAACUUCGUUUUACUUCGAGUACAUGGCAGUAGUAUUCGAUUUCCGAUGAAGUGUUUUCGUUAUCUUCCGCGGUUUGAAUUGUCAAGUGAAGAUCGAAAAUCAGAGGAUCUACAUUGGCCAUGAGAGCGCCGUCAGAUGAUCAGUUGUCUUCCGGCGAAUCACCAGGACGACGAAGAACGACGAAGCGAGACGCUUGCUUGUCAGCACGACGUAGGUUUGUCGCGUGUCAGCGAGUUUCCGUUUAUACCGAGGCUCCAUGCGAACGAGUAGUCGCGGCGCUGAGACGCGCGUUCACGUCUCCCGGGAACCCGAAAUCGCUUCAGCCGUGGAUCACGCGGGCGAAGCCGGUCAAGCAGCGGUCACUAAACACCGGAAGUCUCGGCGCAAGAAAUCAAAGAACGCCGCCGGCGAUACUAAAGUGAAAGGAAUGACGAAUACAUCCACCGAAUUCCGAAAAGAGAUAAACAAGUCUUUCGUUUUGCCGACAACACCGUCGUACUCGAUGACAACAAUACAAAAUCAGACUAGCUCAACUACAGCUAUGCGACCUCGAUCUCUCUACACCGCACACAAUUAUCAUCCUCAACCCGAAGAUUCAAAUUUUCAACGAUAUGGUGAGUUGUCUAAAUACUUUGAGCCGCCGGCGGAUCAAUGGAGUAGUCUGGGUGGCACAGCGACUUCGGCGUAUUCGGGAUCGGCAGCGGCGGCGAUUUGGCGACAGGCCAGGAAGUCGAUCUCGGGCGGGCCUUACUAUGCGACGGAGGAGGCUUCCAUCUACACAGAGAACUGGAGGGAGCAUGACGCCGCGGACGCCAGUAUAGGCGGCGUCGUUGCAACCCCCCACGGCACCAUAUCUUUGCGACUGCACAACAGAAUACGCGUAGACAUGACCAUCGACCGUGCCGUUAGAGUCAUCAAUUUCAAGAAUAACAUAGUUCUAUCGUUGAGCGGCCGUGGAGCAGAAACCGCCUUGCUGCACCCGAAUGGUAGGAUAUAUCAGUACGGAUCACGAGUGGAGAUCGUCGCGCACGACACGCAUGGCAACAAUAAGUACGCGAAAAUGUGGUACAAGGGAGUCAGCUUCACGUCGGAACAAUGCGCGCUCGUCUAUCUAGUGGACACGGCUGGCACCAGAACCACCACGGAUUCUUUUUCAGACAUGAGCCAGGACUACUCACUCAACGUUUUCUACGCGGGCUCCCGCCAUGGACCGGCGUGGUUGCAGGAAGCCGCGGCGCAUCUCAGUACGGCUGAAUACUGGCAGACUGAGGAGGGUGUUGAAAAUUGGAUUAUUAACAACGUCAGAGUGUCCCAAACUCCAGAUGGUCUCGUUAGGAUUGCGCGAAACAGCAACAAAUAUCAGCUGCGUACAUCGCCCAGCAACGGUACAGCAUCCCUGACGACUCCCUUUCUGCAUUGCACCGCUUCUUUGGGUCAAACGUCGCAUCUAUUUGUACGUCGUGGCGAGCGUCGCAUGCACUACGACGGCACUAGUUUCAUCGUGAGAAAUGCAGGACACAGCGCCGGCUUCGACGAUAAUAACCAAUUGAAGGUGUACUAGAAGACAGCCUCACGGACAUAUAAUCGCUGAGGUUCCUU